Molecule: messenger RNA, 2359 nt
Organism: Oryza brachyantha (malo sina)
Lineage: Eukaryota; Viridiplantae; Streptophyta; Magnoliopsida; Poales; Poaceae
Product: calmodulin-binding receptor-like cytoplasmic kinase 2
Exons: 6
Coding region: 149-1507 (452 amino acids)
Biological process (GO): protein phosphorylation
Molecular function (GO): ATP binding; protein kinase activity
Source: RefSeq, a predicted model, not a curated record
UUUUCAUAUAAUUAUAGAGGUGUGCACUCGGUCAGACUUGAAUGAGUCCACCGCGUCUUCGGCUCUUCGUCUACAAAAGUCUGAAAGAAAGAAGCAAAAAAACAUGCCACCUCAUUACUGGAGAGCAUACCUCUGAAUCCCAUCGAUUAUGAGAGCAGCACGCCACCGGGAAUUCAGCACCACCCAAGGGAGAGAAUCCACUAGUUUCAACCAUGAGUUUCAGUCGGAUCCUGGCUUCUCGUGGACGUCCACCUAUGCAGCUCGUUCCCCUAAGCUUAGCAAGAAGGGCAAAAGCUCAAAAUCAUUCUGGGAGGUAGUUGACCCAAUUACACGGGCAUGCACAAACUGUUUUGCUCCUCGUCAAUCCAAAAUCCAGGAAGGACAUGUCAAGCCUUCAAACGAUGGCCAUGAUAUUUCUAUUAGUUCAAUAGUUUCAAGAAUCUCAUCAACAAGUAGCACAAGCACUAAUACAUCCAAUCAGAGAGGCGAUGACAUCCAAAAGAAGUCAUGGCAAGAACAAUUCUCAUUUCAGGAAAUUUGCGUGGCUACUUCAAACUUCAGUGAACAACACAAAAUUGGGCUAGGAAAUUUUGGCACUGUAUAUAGGGGGAAGCUCAGGGAUGGAUCCAUCAUAGCUGUAAAGAGAGCAACUAAGAAUAUGUAUGACAGGCACCUAUCUGAAGAGUUCAGAAGUGAAAUACGGACACUGUCAAAGGUUGAGCAUUUAAACUUGGUGAAGUUUCUUGGAUACCUGGAACAUGAGGAUGAACGCCUAAUUCUGGUUGAGUAUGUCAACAACGGAUCACUUCGUGAACACUUGGAUGGAUUGCGAGGAGAACCAUUGGAUUUUUCACAGCGUCUCAACAUUGCUAUUGACAUAGUUCAUGCUGUCUCGUACUUACAUGGAUAUACAGACCAUCCGAUCAUCCACCGUGACAUCAAGUCAUCCAACAUUCUCCUAACUGAUCAACUUAGAGCAAAGGUGGCCGAUUUUGGCUUCGCUCGCCUAGCACCUGACAACACUGAAGCGACGCACGUCUCAACAAUGGUGAAGGGCACUGCAGGAUACGUGGACCCAGAAUAUAUGCGCACAAACCAACUCACCGACCGCAGCGACGUCUACUCCUUCGGUGUCCUCCUCGUGGAGCUCCUCACCGGCCGACGCCCCAUCGAGCGCGGCCGGGGCCGUCAACAACGCCUCACCACCCAAUGGGCGCUGAGGAAGUGCCGAGACGGCGACGCGGUGGUGGCGAUGGACGCCCGGAUGCGGAGGACCAGCGCGGUGGUGGCAGCCAUGGAGAAGGUGAUGGCGCUGGCGGCCGAGUGCAUUGCCCAGGAUCGCGCAGCGCGGCCGGCCAUGCGGCGUUGCGCCGAGGUCCUCUGGUCCAUCAGGCGCGACUUCCAGCACGAGCAGCAGCGCGCUGCCGCCGUCACCGCCGCAGGCGCCAGAGCGAAGCGGCAUGACGGCUCCACGUACGGGCCAUCGAUCACGAGUCUGAAGGAGUGAAGGAGUAGGACGUGUCGAGCACUUGAUCCGUCGCGGCGUUGCCCGAGAGCCAGGGCACGACUGCACGAACGAAGUGGGUAAGGCGGAGAAAAUGGACAUUAAAGCCAUUCUCAGAACAUGAUUUCGUUAGAAUACCAUCCCGAAAUAGCGAUUCGUUAAAAUAUCAAUUUAAACCACGUGCACACCGUUAUUUUCCAUUUUUCUGCCUUUUAGCCAUUUUUCAUUCUAUUUUUGAAAAUAUAGAGGACGAGGAGACGAUUUUGUCCCUUCGACCCCGACGGAAGGAUCACAGGAUCGGCCAUGAGUGCGCCCAAGAUCGGGCAUACGAACUCAGCCGGAGGUGGUUCCUCCUCUACCGCAGCCCCGACCACGCCGGCGAGUGGGGCCGAUUGAGGCGGGGGGCAAAAGUGUCUCUCCAUCUUCUAUAUUUUCAAAAAUGAAAUAAAAAAUGGUUAAAAUGGAGAAAAUGGCAAAGUAGCAGUGCGCGUGGUCCAAAUUGGCGUUUUAGAGAAUCACUGUUUCAGAAUGGCAUUCUAGUGAAACCGUGUUUUGAGAAUGACUUAAUAUCCAUUUUCUCGUCAAUGGGGAUCAAUGUCAUCAGAGCGUGCGCGUUGUACGGCUUCCAUCGCUUCACUUCCUAUCGUAUAGAUUUAAAUUUUAAAACAUAGUUUUCCAUCUAGUUUUUAAAAUUUUAUUUUAUAGUAAUAUUUGGGCGACUGUAGAUAAAAAAUGUGUAAUGGAUACAUUAGAUAUAUGGUUUGGUUUGAAUUUGGACGGGGAAGUGCAUAUAGGUCCUAAUUUGUUUUGGUGAAUAAUAAUAAUCAAUUGGUGAGGACUAAUGUUUUUAUGUGA